GUAUAAAAGAUCCCACUCGGCUUCCUGACUUGAGCAGUUGCAAUCGGUACACGGCAUUUGUCACAAUAUGUUAAUUGUUCGCUAUUUAAUCGCCCUGGUCUUCUCCAUUUUUAUGGUGGCCACCUCCCUGAAGAUCGAGGAGCGCUAUCGGAAGUGUGGAAGCUUUAAAAUAUCCACUCCGGAUCGACUGGUCAUCCUGAUGGAGGAGCGCCAACGCGAUGGAGGGAAGUGCCAGUCGCAACACCUGGAGCCGAGACGACUACAAAUCUGAAAUUAAAAACGUGAUAGUACGAUAAUUAAGGAAUCGUGAUAAAGGACUCAGAGCUAUAAAGACUCGGAGGAAAAAGCAUCCCAACGAUAUUGCCUCAGAGGCCAUUUAAAACGUAUUUUUCAAAACAAUAUUUAAUGAAAGAUAUUUCAACAUUAAAAUGUUAAAAAAAAUAAAAAUGUCAAAUGUUCUAAUACAGUUUCUACCAAAUAUAAAAUAUAGUAAUGUAAGUCAUCAACUUUUAACUUGAAUAAAGAAAUAUAAAAACAAAA
This is a messenger RNA of Drosophila ananassae, 540 nucleotides long. RefSeq lists its product as uncharacterized. Bases 68 to 271 code for a protein of 67 amino acids. The record is from RefSeq and is a predicted model, not a curated record. Lineage: Eukaryota; Metazoa; Arthropoda; Insecta; Diptera; Drosophilidae. The transcript has a single exon.